This is a messenger RNA of Drosophila obscura, 2930 nucleotides long. RefSeq names its product exocyst complex component 1 (gene Sec3). The record is from RefSeq and is a predicted model, not a curated record. Gene Ontology annotation, molecular function: phosphatidylinositol-4,5-bisphosphate binding. Gene Ontology annotation, biological process: exocytosis; Golgi to plasma membrane transport. Gene Ontology annotation, cellular component: plasma membrane; exocyst. NCBI's taxonomy places the organism in Eukaryota, Metazoa, Arthropoda, Insecta, Diptera, Drosophilidae.
AACAAAAAAGGUCGACACGUAGCGGAGAAUGAAAUUAGCGUAGCGAUAACUAUUACGGGGCCGCUAGUGUGGCAGCGCCAGCCAACAGCUGUUCAACUGAGUCUGCGGAGGCGUUUUAUUUGCAAAAACAAUAACCAUGCUGUCCAUUGGCGCCUUGGCCAACAUCAAGCACAUACUGCAGAAGGAGCUGUUCCUGGCCUCUGGCGAACGCCUCUUGUCAGUGGUGACGGUGGUCAAGAAGAAAGACAAGAAGCCCUGCUAUCUGUGCGUGGUGACGACAGCGCCGCCGGUGCCCGUGGUUACUCUGUGUCUGGUGAAGCAGUCCGAGCAGCGGGAGGCCGAGUACAAGCGGAAGCGCAACUGGCAGCUGGACGAGAUCAAGUCUGUCGAUGGGCGGAACGAGCAGUUCGAGACGCACGAGUUUGACAUUCAACUAGAGAAGCUCUACAAGUGGUAUGCCCUCAACCUGCACGAGCGACAAAACUUCCUGGCCGUUCUCAAUAGACAAAUCCAGAAGUACGUGCGCGGUGUGCGCGCGGAGUUCCGCAACGUUCCCAGUGCUUGGCUGUCGGAGAAGUCGCCGGAGAAGGUGGCUCUGGGUCGGGCGGCACAGAAGACCCAGCACACCGAUGACGAGGAAGACGAGGAGGAGGCGCAGGAGUUCACAGCUUUGACCGACAAGGAGGCCAACGAGCUGGGGAAACUCUUCUCUGAGUGUGAUUUUGCCAUCAAAGAUGCCGAACAGUUUAUAGACCAAUUGUCCAGGGAGCUGCACGAUCUGGAUGGGGCCAACAUACAAAGUGUGCUGGCGUCGGAGCAGAAGGUGAUGAAGAUGAUGGAGCACAUUGACAAUGCCAUAUCCGAGGCGGAUAAGUUUGAAACUCGCCUGGACACCUAUGAGGAUAUCCUGGGGCAUGUCAAGGAGACCAUGGAGAAGAUUGGCGGCAAGAAUGCGAUGAUAGAAAUAGCCAACAACAACAACAUCAAAUUGAUGAAGGAACUCAACAAAGUUAUCAGCCAAUUGGAUUUGCCGCAUAGUCAACAGCAGGCGCUGGACGAGCCCGACCUGAAGACUGUGGCUGGCCGCAAAGUGGCCAUUGCCGCGGCGCAGUGCCUGCAGCAGGCCAUGAACAGCGACAUCGAUCCGGCUCUGCUGCGGCUGGAGGCUGUGCAGGAUCAGCGCAAGCGCUUUGAGAAGUGGAAGCAAAAGUUCUCGGCCACCGUCAGUCGCUUCAUGAACAAUCUGUUCAUCCAUUUGGGUAACGAAAUUGGGGACAUGCCGCUGACAAACACCGAACUUUCGCUGCCCAAUCACUCCAACGUGCAUCGAGAACUGACACCUUACACAGAGCUGAUGCACUGGACAAAGGCCAUGGACCGCAAGACAUACGAUGGCCUGAUGAAGGUCUACACUGCAUCGCUGAGCAAGAUCUACGACAGGGAUGUGAGGAACUUCUUCAACUUGGCUAAAAUGCAGGUAUCGGAGAAGCUGCGCAGCUCUCGCGAGGAUCUGGACAUGUCUACCUCAUCCCGCAAGUCAGCAAUCUCCACCAUUCCCUACGGCACGCUGGGCAUCAAUCGAGAUCAGUGGGGGCCCGGCGUGGAGAGCGCGGACCGCGUGCGUUUCGAUGCCCUGCUGGAGAAGGUCCUGGCCGAGCUGGAGCCCAUCGCCCUGCAGGAGCAGCUUUUCUGCAUUAACUUCUUUCAAAUGGAUGUGAUCAGUCCUACGACAAAGAAUACGCAGACCACGCUGGAAAUGGAGAAAGCGGGGGAUAUGUCACAGUCUGCAAUAGCGGCGGCUUCGCCCACAGCGGAGGGGGUGCCGCAGAAGCGGAUCGAUCGGCAGAUCAACGAGGAUGUGAGGAAGCUGAUGAUGGGACUGUUUGGCUGCCUCGAACCGGAGCUGGUCACGUUCAUCCAGAGCUUCGAGCGGGUGGAUAGCUUCUACUCCUUGUACGUGCUGGUGCGACUCACGCAGCACGUCAUGUCCGCACAGGACACACAUUCCUUCCUCAGCAUGACCUUUGCCUCGGCUUUGGUGCAGGUGAAGCGCAACUUUGAUCGAUUUAUGCAGCAGCAGCUGCAGUCCAUACGGGAGGCCAAGCUGCACAAGCGCUCCAAGGCCAUUCUGCCGUAUGUGGAGAACUUUGAGAACUUUGCCCAGACGGCGGAGGGCAUCUUCCGCAAAUCGGAUCGUCGCACCGACAUGGAGAAGUGGUACCUGCAGCUGGUCAACGCCAUCUUCGAGGGCAUCAGUCUGCACUCGCAGGAGCAUCCAAAGACACCGUCGCAGGUGGUGCGCAUGGAGAACUACCAUCACAUGUACGCUCUGCUGGCCCAGCUCAAGGUCCCUGGCCUCGACACACUCAAAAAGGAGGCAAAGACACGAUACAACGAAGCGCUCAAAGCGUAUGUGACUCAGUACUUUGGCAGGCCGCUUGAGAAGUUGAAUCAAUUCUUUGAAGGCGUGCAGCUGAAGGUGGGCCAGGGCGUCAAGGAGACAGAAAUCAGCUACCAAAUGGCCUUCUCCAAACAGGAGCUGCGCAAGGUGAUCGCCCAGUAUCCGGCGCGCGAGGUGAAAAAGGGCCUGGAGAACCUCUACAAGAAGGUGGAUAAGCAUCUCAGCGAGGAGGAGAAUCUACUGCAGGUGGUGUGGCAUGCCAUGCAGGAGGAGUUCAUUGCCCAGUACAAUUACCUCGAGGAGCGUAUCCAGAAGUGCUAUGCGGGCGCCAUGAUCAAUUUGGAGUUCAACAUACAGGAUAUUCUCGCCUUUUUCUCGGACAUAGCUCGCUCUCACUGAGUGGCAGGAGGAGUGCAAAGCCGUGCAGUGCAGGAGAGGUGGGAGUGUUAGAGCCUUUCCGAGUUUUAUAUUUAAGUGCAAUAGUAUUUAAAGCGUUGUUUCUUUUGAUUGGAAAAUAUAUGGCGCGCAC